GGCAAGACGACCACGGCGCGUCGGAUGGGUCAGGUUUACUACGAUAUGGGCUUCCUCUCAUCCGCAGAAGUCAUCGAGUGCUCCGCGUCCGACCUGGUAGGACAAUACGUCGGACAUACAGGGCCGAAGACGAAGCAGGUCUUUGAACGAGCUCUGGGCAAGGUUCUUUUUAUCGACAAGGCGUAUCGUCUUAGCGAGGGCGCGUACGCAAAAGAGGCAGUCGAUGAACUCGUCGGGAUCCUCACGCAGGAGGCUUUCGUCGAAGAACUAAUCGUCAUUAUCGCCGGAUACGGCAAAGAGAUCAACACGCCGCUAGCUGCGAACCCCGGACUUGCGAGUCGAUUCCCUGAGGAGAUACACUUCGACAACAUGUCACCAGAGCACUGUCUCGGGGUAUUGGGGAAGGGCCUCGCGAAGGACGAUAUCGAAUGCGCGGCGUUUGGGGCGACAAGCUCGGACAAGUACAAGCAGAUGUUGUCGCUGAUCGCGCAGCUUUCUUCGCUGGAGUCGUGGGGUAACGCACGGGACGUUAAAACACUCGGGAAGCAGAUGGUGCGACUUGCAUUCAAACGCGCUGUAGAC
This is a messenger RNA of Phanerochaete carnosa HHB-10118-sp, 582 nucleotides long. RefSeq lists its product as uncharacterized. NCBI's taxonomy places the organism in Eukaryota, Fungi, Basidiomycota, Agaricomycetes, Polyporales, Phanerochaetaceae. The record is from RefSeq and is a predicted model, not a curated record. The annotation marks the transcript as partial. The transcript has a single exon. Gene Ontology annotation, molecular function: ATP hydrolysis activity; ATP binding.